Gossypium raimondii (Peruvian cotton) is the source of this 1504-nucleotide messenger RNA. RefSeq names its product probable ribose-5-phosphate isomerase 4, chloroplastic. The transcript has 7 exons. Gene Ontology annotation, biological process: pentose-phosphate shunt, non-oxidative branch. The record is from RefSeq and is a predicted model, not a curated record. NCBI's taxonomy places the organism in Eukaryota, Viridiplantae, Streptophyta, Magnoliopsida, Malvales, Malvaceae. Bases 96 to 941 code for a protein of 281 amino acids. Gene Ontology annotation, molecular function: ribose-5-phosphate isomerase activity.
CCAGUUAUAUAGGUUUAGUGAGAGUUUAUAACGAAAAAAAGUACUGGUAUCCAAUUGAGACCAGAAGCAUUGAGAUAAAGAAAGAAAGAAGAAAAAUGAUGGCAACAGCAGCAGCGGCAGCAAAUCUUCCUUGUUUACCUCAAACUUGGAAGGCCAAUAAUCCCAAAGGCCGUCACAAAGUAAUUACAUGGGAAAGGAAAACCAAAUCUCCAUCACUUACUGCAUGCUAUUGCUCUCUUUCUGAGACUUCCCCUCUUUUCCGAGCAGCCAAGCACACUAUUGAUACAUAUAUCAAAAGUGGCAUGGUUAUUGGACUCGGGUCUGGUCAAGCUUCAGCCAUGGCCAUUAAGUAUUUGGGUCACCAAAUUCGUGCAGGUGCUUUCAAACACAUACUGGGUAUACCUACGUCUGUAGUAAGUGCAAGUGAAGCAGCAAAGGCUGGAAUUCCAUUAGGAGAGCUUGGAAACAGUUCUCAAGAUCGCUUUUUGCAGAUUGAUUUUGCAUUUGAUGAUGUUGACAUAAUAGAGGAAAGGACAUUAAUUUCUGUCAUCGGAUGCCAGAGACUGCAAGGUGAGGAGUCCAUAAUCCAAGAGAAGCUGGUGCUAAGCAUGGCUGAUCAACUUGUAUUCAUGGUUACAAAAAAUCAGUAUAAACGUGGUCUAGAGGGUUCUGUUCCAGUUGUAAUUGAAUCACUCAAUUGGCUGGAAACUGCUGAAGAGAUUGAUGACCUAUUUUUAGGUGAUGCAGAGACUGUUUUCCGCAUUCUGUGCUAUCUAAAGUUUGCACCAGGAAAAGCUGUCCUUUUCUCUAAACAUGGUCAUCUUCAGAUAGAAGCCUUUACAGAUGCAGAUUGGGCAAGUUCUCUGGAUGAUAGGAGGUCUACAUCUAGGUAUUGCACUCUUGUGGGAGGAAACCUGUUCACUUGGAGGAGAAAGAAAUAAGUGUGGUUGCUAGAUUAAAUGCAGAGGCAGAAUAUAAAGCCAUGGCUUAGGGAGUUUGUGAGCUUUUAUGGUUACAGAAAUUACUGGAGGAACUAAAAUUAUCAGAAGAAAGCAAAUUAUCUUUGUAUUGUGAUAAUAAAGCUUCCAUUAGUAUUGCUCAGACUCUGGUUCAACAUGAUUGAACUAAACACAUCGAAAUCAAUCGAUACAUUAUCAAAGAAAAGUUGAUUAUUGGAGCUCUAAAACUAAUCCAUGUGACAUCGAACAGUCAAUUAGCUAACAUCUUCACUAUAGAACUAAACGACAGAAUUUAUCAUAAUUUGGUUUGCAAGUUGGGCAUAUGUAAUAUCUAUGCACCAACUUGAGGGGGAGUGUUAACUGUUGACUAAUUGUAUAGCUGUUAACCAAUUGUAAAGCAGUUUUUAGAGAUUAUUAUUUGAUAGCUGAUAGUUGGGGAUUGUAGAAUUAUUUAGUUGCUUUUUCCUUUUUUCUUGUAUGUGUAUAAAAAGAUUGUAAUUCUCCACAUUGUUGGAUAUCAGAAAAUUAAAAAUUUCUUCGCCAAA